AUGAAUAAUUCUUUUAAGGAAGUAGUAAAACAAAUGCAUUUAAACAACGUUCAAACACUGAAUGUUGAAAUUACUAAAAACCUUGAUUUACUUGUUCCUUUAUUACAGUCUCUUGAGAAAGAAAAACAAAGGUACUUAGAAGAUAUUGGCUCACUUGCUGGGUUUAAAGUACCUCAAGUUCCAGAAGAAAUAAAGAAAUGGGUUAAAAUGAUGAAAGAAAUAAAAAAUACAAAAGAAGAACAAAAACAACAGAAACAACACCACAAAAAAGAAGUGAAAGGUUCUUUGGCUCAAAGAAAACAAAUAACAACUCAAAAAGAAGUUGAAACAUCAUCAAAAACAUCAACCAAACCAAAAAAAUUACUUAUAAAUGAUAAUAAAGAAAAAAUACAACAUAUUUGGAAUGGAAUUUUUAAAGAACAAGAAAGAAAAACCUCUCACCAUCGUAUAAAUCAGAAAGAUUUAUUAAAACAAACAACUCCAAAUAUUCACAAAACAGAAUCACCACAAAAAGGAUUAAGUGAAAAAUUACAUCGUAUCAAAGAACAAAUAGAAUAUAGAGAUUCAGAAGAAGACUCUAGUGAAUUUGAAAUUAUUGACCGUCAGUCUUUACCAUCUGCAAAAGUAAAAUGUUCUCAACACCAAAAACUAAAUGAACAAAAAUUACAACCUCAAAUUAUUUUUCAUGAAAAACAAAAACCAGUUUCAAGUUUAACAGAAGAAAAGGUGAUUCAUAGUAGAGAAGGAACAUUAUUAGAUGAUGAAGUGGUUGUUCCAACUUUUCCAUCACAACCUAUCCAACUAAGUCAAUCAACAUCUAUGUUAAAUCGUGGAUUCGAAAGUGGACAAUAA
This is a messenger RNA of Entamoeba nuttalli P19, 852 nucleotides long. RefSeq lists its product as hypothetical. The record is from RefSeq and is a predicted model, not a curated record. Lineage: Eukaryota; Evosea; Mastigamoebida; Endamoebidae. Bases 1 to 852 code for a protein of 283 amino acids. The transcript has a single exon.